GGCCAUUUAGCUUCGUUGGACGUCUAUCCCUUUCUCCUCCUCUUAAACGCCGUUGACUGAAAUUCGGAGCAACCACCCCCAUUCUCAACAUGGCAGCGCGUACCACAAAGUGAGCGCGUUCCUAUUUCCCGCCACCGCUUCUAAAACUAAAAAGAUAGGCAGAAUGGAAGAAACCGGCGAUGUACGGCGAGGUAAGCGCAAACAACAUUCACACAACACAGAAGCCGCAGAGAACCACCCUCAUUCUCCGCCGCACAAAAGGCGGCGGCGCAGAAGAGUGAAGUCCGAAUCUAAAACCCUAACCCGAGCAUCCGACCCGCCACCGCCGCCGUCGUCGUCAUCCAGGUUCCAAUUAUUAUCGCCUUCGUAUCGGAAGCACACGAAGCGGCAACCGAGUCGAACCCAGACAGAGAGCUCCCGGGAGUGGGCUUCCUCUCCCUGCAGCUCUUCUGCUUCCACCUAUGGAGAGAAAUUUGUGGUUGUUUCUUAUAACAUUCUGGGUGUGGAAAAUGCAUCCAAGCACCCAGAGUUGUACUACAAAGUCCCACCCAUGUUCUUGGAGUGGAACCGCCGCAGGAAGCUUAUUCGGAAGGAGAUCAAUCGUUACAAUGCUAGCAUCAUGUGCUUGCAGGAGGUUGAUCGUUUUGAUGAUUUAGCUCAUCUUUUCCGGAAAGAUGGGUUCGAAGGUGUUUAUAAGGCGCGCACGGGUGAAGCAAAUGAUGGAUGCGCCAUAUUUUGGAAAAAGGAAAUGUUUAGCCUUUUACAUGAAGAAAAUAUAGAGUUCCAAAGUUUUGGACUUCGUAACAAUGUUGCUCAACUUUGUGUAUUAAAGAGUAACCAAAAUCAAUUAGAGUCAGACAUACCUCCUGGAACGAGUCCAUACACCCAAAGUAGAAGCUUAGUGAUUGGGAAUACACAUCUACUAUUCAACCCAAAACGUGGAGAUAUCAAGCUAGGGCAGGUCCGACUGUUUCUUAAAAAAGCUUACGAGCUAUCACAAGAGUGGGGCAUCAUCCCUGUUAUAAUUUCCGGAGAUCUAAAUAGCAUCCCACAGAGUCCUAUGUACCAUUUCCUAGCUUCUUCUGAGUUGGACAUCCGACUACAUGACCGCAGAGGUAUAUCCGGACAGUUUGUCCUGAACUUGAAUCACAGAGGCUUCAGAUUUCAGAAUGAGCAAGCAAGCAGGCCAUUUUCAUAUAUAUGGAGCGAGGAAGAAGUAAGGCUUGCAACUGGCAGUGAAGUAGUCACGUGUCUUCGGCAUGAUUUGAAGCUUUGCAGUGCAUACCUGGGAGUACCUGGUAGUUGUAGAACCAGAGAUAGGUCUGGAGAACCCUUGGCAACGUCAUACCACUCCGAGUUUAUGGGAACUGUUGAUUAUAUUUGGCAUACCGAGGAACUUGUUCCUGUCAGAGUUCUUGAAACCUUACCAGUCAAUGCUUUAAGAAGAGAUGGAGGACUCCCCAGCAAGCAAUGGGGCAGCGAUCAUCUUGCUGUUGUAUGCGAACUGGCUUUUCGUAGAUAAUAGCAGUACUGAAGCUCCAACUCCAGCUGUAGCACAGGGAAGUUACGUUCUAAACGUUUUGUUCCGCGUCAAGUUCCGAUGGCUGUAAUGUUUACGGGGCGGGGCUUCUGCACAUUUACGGUGCUCCUAGUUUUUUCGGGGAGUUUAAAAACCAUUCGAAUUUUGAAAAUGUACAUUUAUCGGGUUUUUAUUGUUUGCUGGAUUGAGUCCAGCUAAUUUCGGGCUUGAAGUUUUUCUUUUGAACUUGUAAAGUUAUCGAGGACGUGUAGCAAAGCAGGACAUUCUUAAUCGCAUUUUCUUUUGAAUCCAACAAUUCCUUUUCGGUACCAA
Messenger RNA from Pyrus x bretschneideri (Chinese white pear), 1852 nucleotides. Its product is annotated as carbon catabolite repressor protein 4 homolog 5. Gene Ontology annotation, molecular function: 3'-5'-RNA exonuclease activity. Lineage: Eukaryota; Viridiplantae; Streptophyta; Magnoliopsida; Rosales; Rosaceae. The record is from RefSeq and is a predicted model, not a curated record. The coding region runs from base 164 to 1522 and encodes 452 amino acids. The transcript is spliced from 14 exons.